AGAGGGUGCAGGUGUCAUGUUUCGCUUGAAAGACACUGUACUACAGUCGUGGGAGAACGAAGUGACAGCGGCUUGGAGUGGAUCGACAUUUCGGGAGUCUCUUCGGUUGGCAGCAGUGCGGCUGCGUUUAUUUGCGGUACCUCUGGAGCAGCGGACGAGAAUAGCAAAAGAAGUUCAGCGUAGUCGGAAAAAUAGUAAAAACGACUAUUACACCGGAAAUGGAUUUGGAUUGAAUAACAUGAUGAUUAACACUGGUGCAGGAAGAGGAGGAGGAGGAGGUGCGUCAACUAGCAUUCGUGGUGCUGAAGUGGGUGUACUGGCUGCCGCGAGCGCGAGGGGAGGUGCUGGAAAUGGCGUGCGUGGUAGUGGCGUCGCGAUGAGUCCUGGUUUGGGAGGUCCCCUGGGUGGGGGAACCUCUGUUCCAGCUGGAGGCGCAGCUGCCGCAAUGGCAGGCAGAGGUGGGAGAGACAGCAAGCACAACAUUGGUAACUUGAGUGCCUCUUCGAAACAUUCGACCUCGGGCUCUGGUGCUUUCGCGACGGUACGAACGAGAAUCAUCGCAGAAGGCGUAGUGGGCAAAAAACAGACAGACACGCCGUUUGCGCGUGUGGACGAUCCAGAACUUGCUAAACAAGCUGCCGCGGCUGAAGCAGAGCGCAGACAAAAGCUGUUUGACGCAGUGAAGAGCAAAAUAGAGGUAGAGAAGGCAGAAAAUCAAAACAAGCUACUGGCUGG
This is a messenger RNA of Amoebophrya sp. A25, 735 nucleotides long. The record is from the annotation of a GenBank genome assembly. NCBI's taxonomy places the organism in Eukaryota, Dinophyceae, Syndiniales, Amoebophryaceae.